Messenger RNA from Hippoglossus stenolepis (Pacific halibut), 2439 nucleotides. RefSeq names its product rho-related GTP-binding protein RhoU. Lineage: Eukaryota; Metazoa; Chordata; Actinopteri; Pleuronectiformes; Pleuronectidae. The transcript has 4 exons. The record is from RefSeq and is a predicted model, not a curated record. Gene Ontology annotation, molecular function: GTPase activity; GTP binding. The coding region runs from base 600 to 1451 and encodes 283 amino acids. Gene Ontology annotation, biological process: small GTPase-mediated signal transduction.
AGAAAAAAGACACUGAACUGUUGUUUGAUUGAAUUAUAUUAGAACUAAUUUAUUCAGCAGAUUCUCUCCAUUUUUUAUGAUUAAAUAUAAUUUACAGGACAAAUAAAGUCGGUGUCAGCUGCUCUCACGUCCUUUGGCCUUUUGUGAUGAUAAAACAUGAACUUUAAACAGUUUGUUAUUUAUUAAAACACUUGCGCAUGUGAAUGUUUUACCUCCACGUUGUAAUUGGCCUUACAGAUGGAGCCCUGCUGCAUGCGGCCUGUGGGAUAAAGUCUCCUGAGCUUAGUUGACUUCAGUGGGAAAGCUCUGGAGCUUCAUAUGGCGCAGAGCGCGCUAAGCCUCUUAGGAAUCACCACCAGCAGAUGCAGGGAGAAUGCCAAUCAGCGGCUCCUGCUGAGCGCACAACCCUGGCGGCUGUGCCAGCGUGCGCCUCAAAGCUGCGCCACCACGCUUCUCAUGGACCGAAGGUUGUUUGUGGCGCUGGAGUUGGUUUUUAUUUUGCGGUAAACAACCUGCGAGUGCGGCAGAAAACACGUGAUCAGUGGAUGGAGCGUCAGACGACUUGAGACAAAUCCUCUCCAGCGCAGGGAGAGUGAACCAUGCUCCCGCAGGACGUCGGGAGGCCGCAGAAGCCGCGCCGCGUGUCCGACCCGGUGUGCGGGGGAGACGGUCCUCCGGUCCCGCCUCGACGCUUCAAGACCCGCGACUUCCCGCUGAGCGCGCGGCGCCGGCGCUCCGGCUCCGCACCUGAGCGCAAGGUGAACUGCGUGCUGGUCGGGGACGGAGCGGUGGGCAAGACCAGCCUCGUCGUGAGCUACACCACCAACGGAUACCCGACAGACUAUGUUCCCACCGCGUUUGACAACUUCACAGUGAUGGUCGUGGUCGACGGGAAACCAGUGAGGCUGCAGCUCUGUGACAUGGCCGGACAGAAAUGGGGGCUGGUCGAUGGAUCAAUCAAUGACGAGCUGGAGCGUCUCCGGCCUCUUUGCUACAAGAACGCAGACGUCUUCCUGCUCUGCUACAGCGUGGUGCGGCCCUGCUCCUUCCGUAACCUGAUGGACAGAUGGGUCCCUGAGAUCCGUCAGCACUGUCCCGGCGCCCCCCUGGUCCUGGUUGGCACCCAGUUGGACCUGAAGGAGGACGUCCAGGUGCUGAUCCACUUGGCCCAGAACCAGCAGCGGCCGGUGGACACCGAGGAGGGCCAGCGGCUCGCCCUGGAGCUCGGGGCCGUGAGCUUUGCCGAGUGCUCGGCGCUGACCCAGAAGAACCUGAAGGAUGCAUUUGAUUCGGCCAUCUUGGCCAGUAUCCAGCAGACAGACAGUAGCAGCGUCCAGCCGCAGAGGACGACUCUGAGGAGGAAGACACCAGACAAGAUCAAGAGUCUGUCAGAGACCUGGUGGAGGAAGAUGAACUGUCUGGUGGGAGAGCAGAGCUGUGACUUCCAGUGAACAAGCUCCACACCAGGGUCAGGGGAUGCUUGUUUUAACCUGCUGAGUGUCAGGGUGGGUGGGGUUUCAAAGCAAAGGUCCCACUGAGGAGAAGGUGUUUAGAAAUCCUCCAUCACGUGAUGUCACUUUUUACUUUUACAUUUGAGGCUCAGUUUACAGAAACCCGAAGGCUCUAAUGAAACUGCUGCUGAGUUAUGGGAGAUGCAGCAUCCAGGGACACGAGACACUGAGAGUCAGGACGUCUCCUCCUCUGCUGCGUCGAGGAUUCCCCCCCCCCCUUUUCGUUCCAUCUUUACUUUAACGUCAGCUGCUCUGUGGCCUCCAGCAGAGACGUGUGGUCACCGAGGCGACUGAGCCACUAGAAACAAAGUCAGGACAGUGAGACGUUCAACAAGACACCAGUCAAACCAGUGCUUCAAAAGAGCAGAAUGUAAAUACACUUUUACAUUUACCUUUAAAAUGUUCUUAAAAUAGAAAAGAACAUUUUUAAACUUGGCCUCUUAGUGGUGAAUUCUUGCCAAUAAGACAAACCAGAGCUUUAAAAGUGCAGAGUAUAAAUAUGCUUCUGUAUGUGUGGGAUCCUGUUGGCAGAAUUAUAUUUGAUAUAAUAUAUUUAUAUAGCAGGAUCAUUAUUUGGAUCUAAGAACGAACAAAACCUUUGAAUAUGUGCUAAUCUUUCUUCAAACUGACCCGAUUCCUUCUGAAUUCGGCCUGGUGCUGUUAACCCCGCCCGUCUGAGGCUCACAGCAGGUUAAAACAAACACCACAGAUGUUCCCGGACCCAGGUUUGAUUGAUGCAGCGACUCUGACUCGGAUCAAACCGUUUUUUUGACUCGUAUUUAUUUUGUUUUUCACUUUUACACCCCCAACACGACCAGUCCUUUGUAGAGUAUUUAUCUAUUUAUUGAAUAUUAUUAUUAUUAUUAUCCUUGCCAUCACUGAUCAUGGGAGAAUGUUCAGAAGCCUUGAUUAAAGUUUAUAACAGUGA